This is a messenger RNA of Hypoxylon fragiforme, 1349 nucleotides long. RefSeq lists its product as uncharacterized. The record is from RefSeq and is a predicted model, not a curated record. Bases 682 to 1281 code for a protein of 199 amino acids. The transcript has 2 exons. Lineage: Eukaryota; Fungi; Ascomycota; Sordariomycetes; Xylariales; Hypoxylaceae.
GCGAGGGAAAGGGAAAAUAAAGUAAAAAGUUCGAAACCAUAGAUAGGUAUUAGUCUCGCGAAAGACCAAAGCCUGCACUUUAGAGCCUCAACAAUUUACAUAAACCACCUGCAUGCAGUACCUAAAAGAUCACGUAACGUUAAAGUUAGUGCCAAAGUCGCAUCGAAACGGGGCAUGCAGAAAAAGGAUAAAAAAGAAAAGCCAAUAGUCCAGAGUCGAGACGGGGCUUUUUCUAUAUAUAUCUCUUCGUAUACUUCGUAUUAAUAUACAGGACCUGCUCCGUUUAGGUGCAUGGUUUAUAUUAGCCGGGCAACAGCUGCUGGAUCAAUUCUCUCAAUGACGACGACUUUAUAGUUGCGACGUCGCAUUCUAGCCUUUUACGCCGUUCGAAAUUCGGGAAGGAGAUGUGGACUGUGGACGCUUGCUUCUUAAGUAACGUGGCAUGGCAUUGCAGCCGUCUAACUAAAAACAAAAACAAAAUGGGUGGUAAGAAGUAUAAGAGUAAUAUAAAAUAAGUCAGAUUCCUUUUACCUAUAUGUUCCUGUAAGGUCAGCAGCAUAAUAUAAUAAAUUCGAGAAGAAGGAAAAGGAAAACCAUCCCCAUCGUACCACAUUUCAGACUAAACUCAUCCACUCCCAGUCCUCGCCAUACCUACCUAACCUAGUACCUAGAUACCUAACCAUGCGUGCCUUCACCGCCCUACUAUCCCUCCCAGCCCUCGCACUCGCGGCAAGCAUCGCGCGCCGAGCCGGCUCCGUGCCCGCAGGUCCCUGGUCCGCCGGCGUGUGGCGCCAGCCGCUCAACGACGACAUAUUCUUCGUCGGCGACAGCAUCAACGCCAGCGGCGGCAAGUUCUACGUCAACAAGAACACGUCCGCUUACUGCCCGUCGGGCGUCGAGAACCUCGACUGCUCGGCCUACCCGGGCACCAAGACGGUGUUCAGGGGAGGCAACGACACCAUGUUCUUGGAUGCCGCCGUGCCGGGUGGACAACAGGUCUACGUAGCAGCCGACGGCUCCCUCUCCUACACCGUCCCGCACUCCGGUGCUCUACCAGAGGGCGCCUCAGCAACCGGCUUCCAGCGCGAGCGCAGCGAGUCCUUCGGCGCGCCCGUGACCCUGAGCCAAGCGGGCAAGGCGUGGCUGAUGUGUCCGGUCAGCGAGGGCGAGCCGCGCGAGAGAACGUACCAGAUAUUCGUCGACCACACCGAUCUGGAGGACUGCCUGUACAGCGGCAUGCGGACGUACACGGAUGAGGGCGAUGCGUGGGAGUAUGUUUGAUCGAGGAAAGGUUUGGGUUGGUUUUUUAGUGCGUGGUUGACAUCGCCGGAUGGAUAGGGCUAAGGGCA